CACUCUAUAAGAAAAACAACAUUAAAAUCCAUGAACACAUCAAAGUUUCUAUCUCAUCUUUUAUCGCAAAGAAAUCAAUAAUACUUCCUUGAGAUUAUCAUGGCUUCCUACAAAAACAACAUUAAAAUUCAUGAACAUGUCAAAGUUGUUCCUCCAUCAUCAUCAAACCAAUCAACAACAACAACGCCUUUAACUUUCUUUGACAUAAUAUGUUUAAGGUUCCAUCCUGUAGAGCGUAUCUUCUUCUACACACUCCCAAAUUCACAAUCACACCCUUCUUUCUUUUUCCAAAAAAUUGUUGUAAAUCUCAAGUCUUCGCUCUCUUUAACCCUCCAACACUUUCUCCCUAUAGCUGGUAAAAUCGUCUGGCCUUCGGAUUCUUCAAAACCAUUCAUCCAAUUCAAUCCCAAUGAUAAUGAUAAUGGAGUUUCUUUGCUCAUAGUAGAGUCUGAUGCCGAUUUCAAUCAUGUCAUUGGUAAUUCACCCCAUGAAGCUUCUUUGUCACGUUCUUUUAUUCCUAACUUGGAAUCAUCAGAUUCGUUUGCUUCUAUUAUCUCCUAUGAAGCACGGACACCUCUAAGAGUAGGCGUGUCGCGGUAUUAUCUCACUCCAAAUCACCAUGGUGUUUUUGAUGGAAAGUCUUCAUCCAUGUUCAUCAAAGCUUGGGCUUAUCUAUGCAACAAAGAAUCACCAACUUUGUUGCGAGAGUUAGAGCCUUUACUCAAUAGAGAUUUCAUCAAAGACACAAAUGAAAAUAACUCAAUCGAGAUGUUAUCCAAGAUAUUCCCGAGUGAAAAAGGAAACGAAAGAAGCCUAAAGAUUUCUCCUUUUGAACCAAAAUUCGAAGAAUCUGUCCGUGCUACGUUCAAGCUCACACGUGAAGAUUUGGAUAAAAUAAAGCAAAGGGUGUUAUCCAAAUGGGAAUUAUUCGAUACAAAUGAAUCAAAACCGCAUACUCUAUCCUCUUUUAUUCUCACUUGUGCUUAUUUGAUUGUUACUAUUGCAAAAGCUAUUAAUGGAGUUAAAAAAGAAAAAGAAAAGUUUUCUUUUAUGUUUGCAGUAGAUUGUAGAGCAAGGUUGGAAGCGCCAAUACCAAGUAACUAUUUUGGAAACUGCGUAUCGGGGCAUUUUAUUGAUACAGAUCCAUUGGAUUUCAAUAAAGAAGAUGGUGUCUUUGUAGUUGCUAAGUGUAUUUAUGAGAAAAUAAAAAUGAUAAAAGAAAAGGGUGUUUUUGAAGGAAAAAUUUUGGAUGUGUUUGUUAAAUAUUAUUCUUUAAAUAGUGAAGGAUAUGAAAUCAUAGGAGUGACAGGUUCUAAUAGGUUUGGUGUUUAUGAGAUUGAUUUUGGUUUGGGAAGGCCGGAAAAGGUGGAGAUAGUGUCCACUGAUAGAAGUUUAACAAUUGGUUUGGCAGAGAGUAAAGAUGGCAAUGGUGGAGUUGAAGUUGGUCUUGUUCCCAAUAAACAUGUAAUGGAUCUCUUUAGCACUUUGUUCCUUGAAGGACUAUGA
Messenger RNA from Vicia villosa (hairy vetch), 1506 nucleotides. RefSeq names its product phenolic glucoside malonyltransferase 1-like. The record is from RefSeq and is a predicted model, not a curated record. Lineage: Eukaryota; Viridiplantae; Streptophyta; Magnoliopsida; Fabales; Fabaceae. Bases 100 to 1506 code for a protein of 468 amino acids. The transcript is spliced from 2 exons.